UUGUACGUGAAUCGGAGCUUCAUAACAUUGCUCCUGUCGACCUUCCACUUUUUGAUAACAAUCUUAACCGUUUAACCAUUUCACAACAUGCGCGCGGAUCCUCUGCAGCGCACCGCACGGUGCGGUGCACUAAGCACGCUGUCCAUCGCACGAUGGACGGUACCGCAGAGGAUCCCUUUCAACAUACCAAUCUGGGACCCUUCAACUUGACCAAUAAUUCAAUCAACGGUGUAAUCGAAACAAACGAACCAAAAUGGAAACAAACCCCCCAAAAUAAAACCCAUCCAUUUCUUGUGCUCUUCCAAUUAUUCUGGGUGACACCACCACCACCACCAUGACUCCGGCCACCCUGCUGUUCCUCUUCAUCUUCGUAUCCACAAACGCUUUGAACAUAAGCUCGUCAGACCUCCAACUUGGAUUCUACAACUCCACAUGCCCACAGGCUGAACAAAUCGUGCAUGAUGUUGUCCGCAACCGCCACAUCCUGGAUCCCGCCAUCGCCGCCGGCCUCAUUCGCCUCCAUUUCCAUGAUUGUUUCGUUCGUGGUUGUGAUGCAUCCAUCUUGCUAGAUGAAACGCCAUCCGGCGAGCCCGUCGAGAAGGAAUCGCCGGCCAACGGCUCCACGCUGCGUGGUAUCGAAGUCAUCGACAUCAUAAAAACCAUCAUCGAGAGCUUUUGCCCGGCGACCGUCUCCUGCGCCGACAUCCUCGCCUUCGCCGCUCGUGACGCCGCCGUCCUCGCCGGGCUCCAGCACUACUACCCGGUUCCUUCCGGCCGCCGCGACGGUACCAUCUCCCGUGCCAUCGAAACGCUCGACCUCCCGGGGCCGUUCGCCACCGUCGAGCAGCUCACGGAAAAAUUCGCCAAGAAAGGUUUCUCCCAGAGCGAGAUGGUCAUCCUCUCCGGUGCGCACUCCAUUGGAGGAGCUCACUGCCCUUCAUUCGACCGCCGGCUCUAUAACUACACGGCCGCCCUGCGACAAGACCCGAGCAUAGAGACGGUCCACGCCGAGUACCUCAAGACGAGGUGUCCGGUUCCGACGUCGACGACGACGGCGGAAGCUUCGGAGGCGCAGAAGGUAGAUUUUAUUCCGGCGGCGGAGACGUCGCUGGACGGAUCCUACUACGCGGAGCUGCAGAUGGGGAGGGGGUUGCUGGCGUCGGACCAGGUGCUGAUGACGGACAGAAGGACGAGGACGGUGGUCGAACGCAUGGCGGACGACCGAGGUAGAUGGGCGAGGAAGUUUGCCAAGGCGAUGGCCAAGAUGGGUUGGUGGAGGUGCUCGCAAGGGACCAGGGAGAGGUGAGGAGGGAUUGCCGGUUUGUUAACUGAGAGAAUUUUUGUCGUUAUGUAUGCUGGGGUUGGGGAUUCAACUAUUGUAACCAAGGGGGGUCGACGCACAAUUUGAGAUUUCUUUUCCCUUGAUGUUUGUG
Elaeis guineensis (African oil palm) is the source of this 1433-nucleotide messenger RNA. RefSeq names its product peroxidase 5-like. Gene Ontology annotation, molecular function: heme binding; peroxidase activity. Gene Ontology annotation, biological process: hydrogen peroxide catabolic process; response to oxidative stress. The record is from RefSeq and is a predicted model, not a curated record. NCBI's taxonomy places the organism in Eukaryota, Viridiplantae, Streptophyta, Magnoliopsida, Arecales, Arecaceae.